ACUCGCGACCAUAGUCGUGGUGAUGACCGACCCCGGAACUCCUCCCGCUCUUGCGCUCCUCACGGUUUCCUCUUCUCUCGUCUCCGCCGCAAGCUAUCGAGCUACCUCGUCCCGACCUAAUUGUUUCCUCGGUCUCCAUCGGGGUUAAUGGCGGCUAGGCGAAGAGCCCUACUCUCCUUCUUGUCCUCCGGCGACCGAAUCAUGGAGUCGGUCCUCUCAAUCAGUUCUUGUCGCCCGGGAUGGCAUGCAGGGUUUAAGGUCGGAGGAUCUCUGCGGAGGUUUGGUAGCUCGAUGGCUCCGGAUGUGGAAGCCGACCAUCAUAAAUGUUCACUCGACAUGAUCAAAUUCGAGGAUGAAAUCGAGAAGAUCCAGCAUGAGUAUGAGGCGGCAAAGCGGAGCUUUCUUAACAUUCCCGUCGCGCUCAAGGAAAUGCCUAAGAUGAACCCGGAAGGUAUCUACGUGAAUAGGAACGUUAGGUUGGAUGAUAUACAAGUCUAUGGUUUUGAUUAUGACUACACAUUGGCUCAUUACUCGGAACACUUGCAAAGUUUGAUCUAUGACCUUGCAAAAAAGCAUCUUGUUAAUGAGCUUCGGUAUCCUGAAAGUUGCUUGCAAUUUGAGUACGAUCCAGCCUUUCCUAUCAGGGGCCUGUGCUAUGACAGACUCAGAGGAUGUCUUCUGAAGCUUGAUUUCUUUGGGUCCAUUGAGCCAGAUGGAUGCUUUUUUGGACGCCACAAGCUUAGCUUGGAGAAGAUAAAGGACAUGUAUGGCACUCGUCAUAUUGGUCGAGCUCAAGCACGUGUGCUUGUUGGUCUGAUGGAUUUUUUCUGUUUUAGUGAGGUAUGCCUAAUUGCAGAUAUCAUACAGCAUUUUGUAGAUGCCAAGUUAGAAUUUGAUGCUUCCAAUGUCUAUGAAGACAUAAGCCAAGCAAUUCAGCAUGUACAUAGAAGUGGCUUGCUUCACAAAGGGAUUCUUUCUGAUCCUACAAAGUACCUACUAAAAAAUAGUCAAGUGUUAGGCCUUCUAAAGAAGCUGAAAGCAAAGGGAAAGAAACUUUUUCUACUAACCAAUUCUCCAUACUAUUUUGUGGAUGGGGGCAUGCGUUUCAUGCUAGAGGACAAUAGUGGUGAGAGAAAUUCUUGGAGGGAACUUUUUGAUGUUGUGAUUGCUCAGGCUAAUAAGCCACACUUCUACACAUCUGAGCAUCCGUUCCGAUGCUAUGAUAUAGAGAAGGAUACUCUGGCUUUUACAGCUGUGGGAAAAUUUCUCCCUAGCCAAGUCUAUUAUCAUGGUUGCCUCAAAUCAUUUCUACAAAUUACAAAGUGGAAAGGACCUGAGGUAAUAUAUUUUGGUGAUCACUUGUUUAGUGACUUGAGGGGGCCUUCACAAGCUGGUUGGCGAACUGCUGCAAUCAUUCAUGAACUCGAGAGUGAGAUAAAGAUCCUAAAUGAUGAGAGCUACCGGUUUCAACAGGCAAAAUUCCACAUUAUUGAGGAGUUACUCAGCAAACUUUAUGCCACAGUGGUUAGCACAGAGAGAGGACCAGCUUACCGCAAACUGGCAGAUGAACUUAAUGUGGAAAGGCGACAUUGUCGAUCUACAAUGCGGAGUAUGUUCAAUAGUUUCUUCGGUGCAACAUUCCUCACUGACACUGGUCAUGAGUCAGCAUUUUCCUACCACAUCCAUCAAUAUGCAGAUGUAUAUACAAGUAAGCCUGAGAAUUUCCUAUCGCAUUCUCUCGACGAAUGGCUUCAUGUGCCGUAUGAUAUAAAGAUCAUGCCGCAUCAUGUGAAGGUGCCAUCAAGUUUAUGCAAAAUGCAGUAGCAAUUGGUGUCUCAUCGUACAAGGAAACCUGAAGUGCGCAUCGGAGAGAAUCGUCGUACUCAAAUCUCCACUGUAACAUGUGUUGCUAGCACAGGUGUUGAAAACUCAUCUGCUAAAAUUGCAGCUGGGAGUAAGUCAUUCCUCAGCCAGUAGGGUCUCCUUUCUUUAGAACUUGCAGAGCUUUUUUCCCAUGCUACAAGCUAGUUAAGAAAUCUGCAUGUUCAAUAAUUGUUACUUUCUGGAUGUGAACUAUCAUCGCAUCGGACUCCGACGUUAUUUCUAAUAAAAACACAAAGCUGUGACUCUCAGCACUUUGAUGUA
Messenger RNA from Musa acuminata AAA Group (dessert banana), 2145 nucleotides. RefSeq lists its product as uncharacterized. Gene Ontology annotation, molecular function: 5'-nucleotidase activity. Lineage: Eukaryota; Viridiplantae; Streptophyta; Magnoliopsida; Zingiberales; Musaceae. The transcript is spliced from 14 exons. The record is from RefSeq and is a predicted model, not a curated record. The coding region runs from base 148 to 1824 and encodes 558 amino acids.